Molecule: messenger RNA, 408 nt
Organism: Miscanthus lutarioriparius
Lineage: Eukaryota; Viridiplantae; Streptophyta; Magnoliopsida; Poales; Poaceae
Source: the annotation of a GenBank genome assembly
AUGGAUGGAGUUGAGAUUGAAGAUUGUGUCACUAUGGCACAAUUUAAUGAACUAAAGCAAAGCAUGGAAGACAAGCAAGAUCGGUUGUCACAAGGUCAUCAGGCCCUUAUGGCUGAAAUCAGAGAACAUCGCCAACCUCGUGAUAAUGCAAAUGAUAGUCAUCAUGAAGAUGAAGUUGAUGAAACGGAAGAAGAAGCUGCUGCUCGACUUGUAAGAGAACAACGGCGACAUAGAGAGCGAGCUGCUGCACAUGCGAGAAGGCCUCUACCUCUAGGGCGUGGAGAUGGUGGUAGAGGUGCUGAUUGUGAUCAUGGGAGACGUCUUGGACUAGAGGAAAGUGGGACUGAAGAAGAGGACGACGAAGAAGAAGAGGUUGACCAGCCCCGUAUUGAUGGUCAUCGUCACUGA